This is a messenger RNA of Phaeoacremonium minimum UCRPA7, 387 nucleotides long. RefSeq names its product putative short-chain dehydrogenase reductase family protein. The record is from RefSeq and is a predicted model, not a curated record. The coding region runs from base 1 to 387 and encodes 128 amino acids. The transcript has 2 exons. Lineage: Eukaryota; Fungi; Ascomycota; Sordariomycetes; Togniniales; Togniniaceae.
AUGCUUGGUCACUUGUUCUUUGUUCGAAUGCUUGAAUAUCUCAACGCAGACGACGUCAUUGUCAACCUCGUCGAGCCGGGUAUGUGUAAGGGAUCAGGUCUGCACAGAGACAUUAGCGGUGGUGCCGGCGUCUUUCUUGACGUCUACAAGUCCCUGACCGGUCGCAAGCCUGAAGAUGGAGCAUGGACAUAUGUUGAUGCUGCCGUCGUGAAGGGUAAAGAGUCUCAUGGGAGCUUCUGCAUGGACUGGGAGAUUCACCCAUUCACUCAGUUGGUUUACCUUCCGGAAGGCCAAGCAAUCAUAGAUUCUAUAUGGGCAGAAACGAUGGACGAGUUUGAGUUUGUUGGAGCGCGCGCGAUCCUUGAGAAGUUCAAAGGAAAGGGCUAG